AAAAUCCAUUCUAAUUCUGAACACAAAAACCAAAAGAAUCCCUUUCUCCCAUGGAAUUUUCAGGACAGUACUGCACGUUUCCAGAUAUCUUCUUUCUUUUUAAUUUUAACCCUAAACCCAACUUCAUUUCAUUACAUUACUUCAUUUCAUUACAUUACUUCACCAACACUACGAAUUCAGACACCAAGUGUCUUGAUUGUACUGUAGAACAACAUCAACAACAACAAUAACAACAACGACGUUUUUGAUUUAAUGCCUCGCUGUCUUCCAUGUGAUUUUUUUUACUUUCUCUCUGUUAACACUUCAAACAUUCAUCAUCUUACAUUAUAGUAUAAACCCACCACACCCAACUCCCACUUUUCAUUUUGAUUCAUUCAUUUCACUACUCUCACAUACACAAUCUCUAAGUCAGGACAAAACCCACUUUCGUUCCUUCCUUCCCUUUCUCAAAAUCUUAUUUCAGGGCUGACUGAUCUGUUUGUUGCAAACUUCUUUUUUUUUUUUUUUUUUUUUUGGUGGAAUAUGGAUUUGUUGGGCUCUGAGUGUAGCAGUGGGUGCGAGUCUGGUUGGACUCUGUAUUUGGAGCAAUCUUUUCUUUCAAAUGGUGCCUCUCAUCACAUUGUUGCCCAAGAGGGUGGUUUUUGUACUGAGGGAUAUUGGAAACCUAAAGGUACUGAAGAAGAAGACGAAGAGGAGGAGGAGGUUGUUGAGGAUCUUUCUAUGGUUUCUGAUGCAUCUUCUGGGCCUCCACAUUUCAUUGAAGAUGAAGCUUGUUCCCAUGAAGACGAUGCCCAUUUUUCUGAUGUAUCUAAAUCAGCUACAUUGGGGAAGAGAAAGGGGAAGAAGCAGAGAAUUAAAGAAUAUCAAUGUCAGAAGGAACCUUCUUCUUUCCUAGAUGACACUGCUAGUUCUCCUGCUCUCAACUUCACUGCUAAUAAUUUCACCAAUCAAGCUUCAAUGGAAAGCUUCUUGGGGUUAUCUCAAACCAAUCAUUUUGAGGAAAGAUCAGCAUUUACAGAGCAUUUUGGGUUCCUUCAAUCUUCUCUAUCAGGAAAUAGGUUGCAAAAGAACCAAUGGUUUGAAGAGAAACGAGGAAUAGGGAUGAGAUGAUGAGAAGAGAUGAGAUGGGUGUCUUUAUUUUGUUCAUCACUUUUCUUCUGAAGCUGCUAAUCAAUGUAGUUUUGCUGCUGCUCUGAAAUAUUGUGAAAAGUUUGUCAAAUGUAGUGGGAAAUGGAUCUUGAAGAGAUGGGUUUUUGUUUCUUUUUUCUUUUUGUAACUGUCAAUGCAAUGGGAACCAACCUCAGACCAAAAAAGUUGGAAAUGGAAUUUAUUCUUUUGGAAAUUCAAUUUCUUAAUCAAUCAACAGUGUUUCAUUAUUUGCUCAA
Messenger RNA from Cucumis sativus (cucumber), 1385 nucleotides. RefSeq lists its product as hypothetical. NCBI's taxonomy places the organism in Eukaryota, Viridiplantae, Streptophyta, Magnoliopsida, Cucurbitales, Cucurbitaceae. Gene Ontology annotation, biological process: cytokinin biosynthetic process. Bases 523 to 1110 code for a protein of 195 amino acids. The record is from RefSeq and is a predicted model, not a curated record. The transcript is spliced from 4 exons.